Messenger RNA from Brenthis ino (lesser marbled fritillary), 978 nucleotides. The record is from the annotation of a GenBank genome assembly. Lineage: Eukaryota; Metazoa; Arthropoda; Insecta; Lepidoptera; Nymphalidae.
AUGCAAACAUUGUUCGAUUAUAACGAGGAUGAGUGUCCAUGGUAUUACUUUGACAGUUCAUACAAAACUCUUCUGGGAGCUUGCCUCUUUGUGUUUGGUAUAUUUGGGGUGCUGCUUAACGCUUGGCUUUAUGCCACGUUCAUCCACAGUCACCUGGUUAUAUUCAAAAGUCAUGUGCUGAUACUUAAUCUCUGUUCGGCUUCACUUGGUAGAAAUUUACUUGGGUUUCCAUUCUCGGGACCAUCAGCGAUAGCUAAAAGAUGGCUGUUUGGUCCAGCAUGUUGCCAGCUUUUUGCAUUUAUGAAUCAAUUUUUUGGUGUCUUUCAAAUGAUCGCUUUAUUUGCCAUCGUACUGGAAAGAUAUUUGCUAGCAAGAUACUACAGGCGAGAAAGAACUGUGUACUUUAGGUAUUACUGGACACUUAUUGGUGUGUGUUGGGUGGUGUCGGUUAUCUUUGCCACUCCACCCCUGUUCGGCUAUGGAAUCUAUUCAUGUGAUGCAACUGGGACAGUUUGUGCACUCCUGUGGCCGUCACUCAAUUCUGGUGCAAGACAGUUGGGCUUCAGUGUGCCAUACGUCAUCGUAUGCGGGAUUAUUCCUGUUAUAGGAAUAUUUUUCUUCAUGGGAAAGGCUAUUCGACUGGAAAGAAUAUAUUAUAGGAGCGAGCAACAAAGGGAGGAGAGGCGAUUGACGAGGUGUAUUCAUAUACUUUGUAUAACGACACUCGCGUUGUGGACCCCGGCGGCUGUGCUGGCUAGCUGGCAGUGGCUUCCCUUACUGCUUUACGGCUACCGUCCACAUGUACCUCAAGUACUGUCUCUUCUCGCGCCUAUUGCUGCAGAGGCAGCGACCAGCGUCCCCGUGUUAUGUUAUCUUACUGGAGAUGAACGACUUCGAGCUGCAUUACUCGGCCGUAUGAGAAAACACUACGCCCUCUUACAUCCAGACCGAGCCAAGCGAUACAGACGGAGCUUUUAU